Racocetra persica is the source of this 677-nucleotide messenger RNA. NCBI's taxonomy places the organism in Eukaryota, Fungi, Glomeromycota, Glomeromycetes, Diversisporales, Gigasporaceae. The record is from the annotation of a GenBank genome assembly.
AGUGGCUUUCUACCUUAUCCAACAAUGUUCUUACUGCAGACAAGAAAGAACUUGAAAUCAAUAAAAUUGAAAUUCAAAAUGUCGACUUUUUUGGUUCAAGAAUUGGAUUUGUUAAAUUCAAAGUAGAUGCAAAACUCAUUGAAAAUGGAAGCAAUGUUCCUGGAAUUGUUUUUAUGAGAGGUGGCGCAGUCGCCGUACUACUAAUUCUCCGAUCCAAGGAUCCAAAUAGCCAAAUUUUAAAGGAGCAUGUUGUUAUUACCUAUCAACCACGUUUGCCCGUCCCAUCUUUUAAUUUCCCAGAGAUACCUGCAGGAAUGCUCGAUGGAUCGGGCAAUUUCACCGGAAAAGCUAGCGAAGAAAUUAAAGAAGAAACGGGAAUUGAAAUAAGAGAUCAAGAUCUUAUUGAUUUGACCGAACUGGCCUAUGGAAAUAAAUUUAGAGGAGCGUAUCCAUCGCCCGGUGGUUGUGAUGAAUUCUUAAGAUUAUGCUUGUGUAUUAAGGAAAUGGAUCACGAAAAAGUUAAAAGUUUAGAAGGAAAACUCUGUGGGAUACGAGAUCAUGGAGAAAGCAUUACAGUUGGAUUGGUAGAGUUAGAUGAUCUAUGGAAAAUUCCCGAUAUGAAGGCAUUGUCGGCCCUAACUUUGUAUAAAGCACUAAAAAAGAAUGGCCAACUUUAA